This is a messenger RNA of Drosophila bipectinata, 315 nucleotides long. RefSeq lists its product as uncharacterized. NCBI's taxonomy places the organism in Eukaryota, Metazoa, Arthropoda, Insecta, Diptera, Drosophilidae. The record is from RefSeq and is a predicted model, not a curated record.
GUUAUCACAAUAAUGGUCGAUAUUUUUGUUAUCGAAUACUACAAAUGCUUGUUGUGGAAAUAGCAAAUAUAAAUGCAAAUCAGAAUAUAACAUGGUUAGCUUUUUAAAAUGAGCUACUUGGAUUAUUUCGCGACUAUUCAAGAUUGAACCUAAACAAAGCUGCUAUAAAGAACUCGUUGACGGAAUGCUGUUGGGCGAAUUCGAUACGACCCGGCGACUCCUGUUUAUCGUGGCGGUGCUGCUCAUUGUGCUGUAUGCCAAAAAUUACCUGCUACCGGGUUCUGAUCUGGACUACGUUUAAAUGUGCUAGUAAUC